This is a messenger RNA of Scatophagus argus, 4062 nucleotides long. RefSeq names its product Rab interacting lysosomal protein-like 1 (gene rilpl1). Lineage: Eukaryota; Metazoa; Chordata; Actinopteri; Scatophagidae. Gene Ontology annotation, cellular component: ciliary basal body; cytoplasm. Gene Ontology annotation, molecular function: protein dimerization activity. The transcript has 10 exons. Gene Ontology annotation, biological process: cilium assembly. The coding region runs from base 312 to 1649 and encodes 445 amino acids. The record is from RefSeq and is a predicted model, not a curated record.
AUUCGCAGUUUCAAUAUGGCGUACUUGACAAUGGUGGCCAGUAGCUUACAGAAGGGACAGGCGGGACAGCGAUGGGCCACAGCCGAUCUUUCUCCCUGACAAAUCGAACUACAGUCCGGACUCAGCUGUGGACGAUGGAAACGCGGUAGUUGCGGUGUUUACUGCUGUUUCACGGUGUGUUUGUUUGUGGUUCAUGACGCUGAAGCGGUAGAGUUUAGCUAACUUAGCAGAAUUGUUCUUGCCGGGGGAGGAAGUUUUCUGCGGCAGAGGAAACAUAAUAGGAAACCGGGGAAGGGCCAGACUAUCCCGACAUGGAGGACUCCGGGUCGGCCCUGGAGAAGAAUGUGGCUGACCUCACGGUGAUGGACGUGUAUGACAUCGCCGCGGUGGUGGGCCAGGAGUUCGAGCGGAUCAUAGACCAGUAUGGCUGCGAGGCUCUGUCCAGGCUGAUGCCCAAAGUGGUGCGGGUCCUGGAGAUCCUGGAGGUGAUGGUGAGCCGCAGCAACAUCAGCCCGGAGACCGAGGAGCUGCGGCUGGAGCUGGACAGGCUGCGGCUGGAGCGGAUAGACCGGCUGGAGAAGGAGAAGAAGCACAGAAAGGAGCUGGAGCUGGUGGAGGACGUGUGGAGAGGAGAAGCUCAGGACCUGCUCACUCAGAUCGCUCAGCUGCAGGAGGAGAACAAAAGCCUCCUCACCAACCUGUCCAUCAAAGACCCCAUGAGCGAGGAAGACCUGCAGAGGCAUGAGGGUAUGACGGAGCGGGAGAGGCAGGUGAUGAAGAAGCUAAAGGAAGUGGUGGACAAGCAGAGAGACGAGAUCCGAGCCAAGGACCGAGAGCUCACGCUGAAAAACGAGGACAUCGAGGCGCUCCAGCAGCAGCAGUCUCGCCUCAUGAAAAUCAACCACGACCUGCGACAUAAAAUCUCUGUGGUGGAGGCGCAGGGCAAAGCACUGAUCGAACAGAAGGUGGAGCUGGAGGCCAGCGCUCAGGCGCGGGGGCAGGAAGUCGGGGCCCUUCGGCAGGAAGUCGCACGCUUGCGGGAGCGACUUCAAGGAGAGCAGCCUGCCCAGGACUCUGAGGAAGCCCCACCUGAGCCCCCCUCACCUGCAGAGCUGCUGGUGGGGGCUGAGGGCUGGUCAGACAGACUUGAGCCCUCUGAGCUGAACCGGCCCCCCCUGCCUGGCUCCCUCAGCCCAGAGGGACACGAGGAUGAGGAGGCUGAGGACGAGGCAGUGUUGCUUUGGGAGGCGAUGUGCGAUGAGGACAUGCCUGCUGUGUUCCAAUAUUUUACCAAGGAGGCGUUGUGCGAGGAGGAGGCGGGAGGCCUGGACUCAAAGGACCCUAACCGGCCCCGGUUCACCCUGCAGGAGCUGAGGGACGUCCUCCACGAGAGGAACGAGCUCAAGGCCAAAGUCUUCCUGCUGCAGGAGGAGCUGGCCUACUACAAAAGCGACGAGACAGAAGACGAGGUCGUCACUCCCAGUCCUUCUCCCUCACCUGAACUGAGGACUCGCUCUCGUUCUUCGGCCCAGCCAGAGUCGGGAAUCAAACGCCUGAUCUUCACAGCCAUCAUGCCGAUGGUGGCGGCUGGUUUGAUCCCAGAUGACCCCACUUUACAGCCAAUCAGACGUCUCGUAUCGCUUGUUUAGCUUCUUCUCUCGUGACAAGCCGCGGAGCUCGCAGCCCGGCGGCGGCUCGUGGGCGGCCAAGGACGACGUGUACACAGAACAGGCCCAGGAGGCGCUCCAGCACAUGUAGUCACCGGAGGGGACUCGUCGAGGUCACUCGAGCUCCAAAACUCUUAACACUCCGUGCCCAUCACUCGACGGCGGCUCGUGAAGAGUCGACCGCACACCAAACCACCGCUAGUGACUCACACCGCAACUGAAAUAUCAAACGUUUGAGGUGAGGAGGCCGAGGGAAAGACGAGGCUCCAGCUUGGAUAAAGAAAUUCUGAAAACCCCUUUUAAAAAGUUUAUCUAAACACCUGAGAACCGCACUGUGUGUCUCAGUGAGACCCUAAAAACAUCGUGUGUGUGCUUCCUGAAGUGCUUCAGCAUCAGGCGGCAGCAGAGGACAAGGAUGGACACUGGGAGGUUGUCGUAGCCGGAGUGGUUGGUGGUAUGUUGGUGAACGUGAGAGGGUGAAAAGUGAACGGAUGAAGGCUUGGGACUCCAAAAUGUGGUGCAGAUCAUCAUCAGUCUCCAGAUGGCGACUGACGAGUUUUUAAGGUUUUGUCACGUAAAGAUGAAGGUUUUAUGUCAGAAUCCUCGUGGAGCUGAAAGGCAAAGCUGCACAGAAACACACACAAUCACGGCAGCUCGUUCUCACGACGGCAGCAACACCUCCGAGCGCCAUCACCGGCGCUCUGCUGUGCAGCUCCACGAGGAGGACGAGUCCUGGGAUCACGUGGGAAAUGAUGCUUAGAAACGCAACUCGCGAGCCGAAAAACGCCCGACAGAUGCUUUUAUCGACUGAAAUACGGCAAACAGAAGGCAAAAACACGUGAGGCGUGUGGUCGGAUAAAAACAGAUACAUGAUGAGAUGCUGAGUCAGACUAACUCAGAAAUAGUAAGUGAAUUUCGACUUUAUAUAUCUCAUAAUUUGGCUUUUUAAAUCUUCAGCUUUGAAUCUUUUUUGACUCAAUAUCUCAUAAUUUAGAGUGGGAGUAUUUUUGCUUAAUGGGCUUAAAAAUGGGCUUCUGUCAGUCGGCUCGUGCGUAAGAGCAGUUGCGUCACGUCACGUUCUGAUGAUCAGUCAGGUGACGUCACGUGUUUUUAAUACCGUCAGCAAAUCCAAUGAAAAGAACAAAACCUGGUUCAUCUGCUUGGAGCUCUGAUGAAAACAUCUGAUAAAAACCACAGUGUGCAUCUGUUUCAGGAAAUUAUUUUGCACCUUUUAAAAAGGAACCUGCUCUGUUUCUGUCCUGUUACCCACCGCUGAAUCUGAUCUUUUCACCAGAUCUGUGGAAAAGGUGGAGUAACACCAGUGUUGUCCUUUAAAAUCACGAGUGUCUUCCUGUGAAUUUGUUCUGUCUACAAGCCACUGAGCCUGACAUUAUUUAAAACACAGAAUUUCAUUUAAAAAAGGCACUUCUUGCUCCUGAGCUAACAGGAAACCUGAACUAAAGAACAAGUUUUUGCAGGUUUUGCUCCUAAGUAAGGCAAAAGUAAACAUUUUUGUAUCAUUUGCCAUCACCCAAACAUCUUAAAAAAUACAUUAAAAUAUGCACUUGAAGAUUUAGGCUUUUUAAAGGCACAGUUCACCCCCAAACUAUGGAUGAAAGGCCAGCUAACGUUACAGCUCAGUCGAGGAGAUGCCAUUGAAGUUUACACCCUGCUGUCGUUUCCUUCUGCGCAGUGAGACAGAGAGAAAAUAGUUCCUCCGUGAAAGUGCUCACAGCAGGAUCUGUGGAUUAUUUUGAGUAACUGAUUCAUGAUUUAUGGAAAGAGACACUGUUCAAAUAUAAAUACAUAGGUUUUGAUUUCGGGGUGAAAUGUCCCUUUAACCCCUGACAGGAAGCAUGUACGCGUCGACUUGUGCUCAUAUGCAUCAUUUGUACGAGUCCUCCCACGUGGCUCCAGAGCUCUGGUGUCUCAGGUGUGGACACUCGUCAGGUUGUGUUCGGGACUCCGCGGAGAAGUUCGAAAUGACAGAAUCAGAUUUUGGUUUUCUGAAACGGUGAAAGCAAAGUUAAUGAAGCUGAGGUGUGGUUUACAUUUGUUUAAAAAAAUGCUAAUUGUUGGUCGCUGCUUCUGCUUUUCCAGCUUGGCCCCACGCUGUGGUGUGUUUUAAUAGUUAGUUUACUUUCAUUUAAGGCUAAAAACCACAGAUAAUAUUUAUUGCAGUGGAGCCUCGUGUUCUCCAGCUCAUCUGGAAGUCAAAGGGAUCUGGACGGUUCAGACAGGAAAGUAGUGAAACAUUAAAAGGGAAAUGCGGUGAAACGAGACGACCUGUCAGCGUUGAUCACCGCCUCUCCCUGUGUUGUCCUCAUUAAAAUGGAUAUUUAAAAGACAUAACGAUGACCCGUGUCUACAGUAAUAAAAACUCUGUCAUGCCUGA